Solanum pennellii is the source of this 1047-nucleotide messenger RNA. RefSeq names its product casparian strip membrane protein 3-like. Bases 334 to 873 code for a protein of 179 amino acids. NCBI's taxonomy places the organism in Eukaryota, Viridiplantae, Streptophyta, Magnoliopsida, Solanales, Solanaceae. The record is from RefSeq and is a predicted model, not a curated record. The transcript has 2 exons.
AUAUUAAUUGGAAAUGAUUAAAAAAAAGGUUUAAGAAGAAAACCUAGCAUAUUGGCUUUAACUUAAUUAAUAACAGUAAUGUAUAGUUACCUACCAAUGGGACGAAUUAGAUAAUUAGGAUUUUCAAAACCAACCAUUCUACUUAUUGACUUACGUUAGUCUUUAUAGUGGAUUCCUGAUUGUACAGUUAGAAAUUAACAGAAUUUUUUCCUAGUAUAAAUAACAUGUUAGUAUUGCGCUAAGUGUACCACAACAAAAGUUCAUAAAAACAUAGAAAUUAAUUCGAAAUCGUUGAAGAGUAUAUAGCAAAGUUAUAAAUAAAUCAAGGAGAAAAUGGGUGGUAGUGAAGCUGGAGAUGAUUCAAAAGAUUCAAAGCCAAAGGGGAACAGAGGAAUUUCUUUUCUUGAUUUUAUUAUGAGAAUUGUUGCCAUUUUAGGUACCUUAGGAAGUGCAAUUGCCAUGGGAACAACUAAUGAAACCCUUCCCUCCUUCGAGCAGUUCAUUAGGUUUAAGGCUGAGUACAAGGACCUUCCUACUUUUACGUUCUUUGUGGUAGCUAAUGGCAUAGUUAGCGCGUACCUCGCUGUAUCUCUUGUCCUAUCCAUUUUGCACAUUGUGAUGAGUGGUGCAAGAAUAACAAGGGUAGUGUUGAUCUUCUUUGAUACGGUGAUGAUGGCAUUUUUAACAUCUGGAGCAUCAGCUGCGGCAGCCAUAGUGUAUUUGGCACACAAGGGAAAUGCUCGUGCUAAUUGGAUUGCUAUUUGCCAGCACUACAACUCUUUCUGCGAUCGUGCAUCUGGCUCUUUGGUUGGAUCCUUCAUUGGAGUUCUUGUGUUUUUGCUGCUCAUCAUAUUGUCAGCUCUGGCCCUUUGAAGAAACUGAUCAUCGAUCACUUCCUGCGUGAAGAAAGAACGCAUUUUAUCAUUUGAUAUUCCAAGAAUUUUUGAAUGAUUCUUGCCAUUUAUUCCUUCAAGCUGUUAUUAAAUCUGUUUGUUUUAGUGAUUCUUCCUCGUAAUCAAUAAAAUUGAUGUUGCAUUUGUUCUGUUA